This is a messenger RNA of Rotaria sp. Silwood2, 1412 nucleotides long. Lineage: Eukaryota; Metazoa; Rotifera; Eurotatoria; Philodinida; Philodinidae. The record is from the annotation of a GenBank genome assembly.
AUGGUUAUUCCAGAUGAUAAAUCUAGAGAGCUUAUACCGUCAAUUAUAGGACUUCAGGAUGGUGAAUUUAUUAUUGGUGAGGCUAGUAAUACCACAGUAAAAAACCUUCGUUCUAUAAAAAGGUUAUUUGGUAAAAAACUUUCUGAUUUACGAGCUAAUCCAUCGCUCUUUGGUCUAGUCAAAGAAUAUAUAGACUUAGAUAGUAAAGUUUUACGUCUUAAAUUUGGCGCAAACCAAGUCAUGACUAUACCUGAAUUAGCCGCCCAAAUACUCAUUCAUUUAAAAAAACAAGCUAUUAAGCAACUAAAUUGUGAAAUCAGUAAAGCAGUAAUUACUAUACCUGCUCAUUUUAAUGAUGCUGCACGAGGAGAAGUAAUGUUAGCGGCAAAAAUUGCUGGAUUUGAUGUGUUAAGAUUAAUUGCUGAGCCCACAGCUGCGGCCUAUGCUUAUCGUUUAAAUAAGAAAACAGAAGGGUGUUAUUUAGUAUAUGAUCUAGGGGGCGGCACUUUUGAUGUAUCAAUUUUAAACAUGCAAACAGGUGUAUUACAAGUUAUUGCUACAGGAGGAGAUAAUGUUUUAGGAGGCGAUGACGUUGAUCACUUAGUGAUGCACUAUUUCUGUAAUAAAUAUAAACUGGCAGAGUGCCAAGAAUUAAUGAAUCUGGCCAAAACCGCUAAAGAAACCCUCAGUUUCUACACUGAAUUUAAGGGAAGUUUAGGGGCGGAAACGUUAGAAUUAGAUCGCGAAGAUUUUGAGCAUUUACUAUUGCCCUUAGUGCAGCGAACUAUCAAUAUUACUCUAGAUACUUUAGCACAGGCUGGAAGGACUAAUAUUUCUGGUAUUAUUCUUGUUGGUGGGUCCACUCGCAUACCUUUAAUCACUAAAUUUUUAGCACAAACAUUUAACACUGAUAUUUUCGCGGAUAUUAAUCCUGAUAAAGCAGUAGCCUGGGGAGCGGCUUUGCAGGCAGAAAAUUUGACUAGUGCAAAUAUCAAUUCCUUAUUAAUAGAUGUGGUACCUUUAUCACUAGGUAUUGAACUAAAUGGCGGUAUUACAGAAAAGCUUAUCCUUCGUAACACCCCUAUACCUAUAUCUGUCACUAAAGAAUUUACUACUUCUGUGGAUAAUCAGCGCUUUAUGAAAUUACAUAUAGUGCAGGGAGAAAGAGAAAUGGCCGCAGAUUGUAGGUCUCUAGCUAGGUACGAACUAGAAUUACCUUUAAUGAAGGCAGGGGGAGUAAGAACAGAAGUAACAUUUUCUAUUGAUGCUGAUGGUAUAUUAUCCAUAGCAGCUUUAGAAAAAAAUAGUGCUGUUUCCCACACUAUUUCUGUAAAACCGAGUUAUGGUUUAAGUGAAGAUGAAAUUACCACCAUUUUAGAAAAUGCUUAUCAAAACGCCGCAGAAGAUCAUAA